Physcomitrium patens is the source of this 2076-nucleotide messenger RNA. Its product is annotated as sucrose-phosphatase 1. Gene Ontology annotation, biological process: sucrose biosynthetic process. The record is from RefSeq and is a predicted model, not a curated record. Gene Ontology annotation, molecular function: sucrose-phosphate phosphatase activity; magnesium ion binding. Lineage: Eukaryota; Viridiplantae; Streptophyta; Bryopsida; Funariales; Funariaceae.
ACACAGCUCGAGGAAGGGGGGGAGCUUGAGCAUGCGCAGACGCUUCGUUCCAACGGAAGUGAGUAGUCCAUGGCGUCCCUGCAAGCAUGCAUCGCUGUGGCACGCGCGCCGCCCCUCUCGCACUCUCCUUGUCUCGCUCUCCUGGCUCGCGCGCUUCGGCCAAUUCGCUGCACCCUGCGUCCUCAGGUGAGAUUCUUGUCUGGAGACAUGGCCAUGGACUGGAGCUUCAAUUGGACAGCGCAAGGGGUUUCGUUCCGCCGGGGGGAAAUGCGUUUCCGAGUUUCAUUGAAGGAAGAAGCGUCAGUGGACGCGAAGGACCAGAGAGUUGGAGCCAAGGCUAUCCCCAAGCUUAUGCUCGUGUCGGAUUUGGACAACACCAUGGUGGAUCAUUUGGACAAAUCUCACACAGGUCUUCUCCGAUUCAAUAACUUGUGGGCAGCUGAGUACGCUCACAACUCUCUCUUGGUGUUCUCAACUGGUCGGUCGUUGGAGAAAUACACUCAGCUGCGUACCCAGUUUCCACUUCUCACCCCUGCUCUGUGCAUUUUCUCUGUCGGCACUGAGAUCUGCUAUGGCGCAAACAUGGAGCCGGAUCAGGAUUGGGUGAAUUAUCUGAACGAGGGUUGGAACCAGGCUGUGGUUCUGGAGGAGGUCAAGCGUCUCAACCUGCGCUUGCAGGACGAUUCUGAAAUUCGGCCACAUAAAGUGAGCUGCCAAAUUGACAAGAAAGAUGCAACUGAAAUUAUUGAUACUCUGUCAAAGCGACUGAAAGAUCGCGGAUUGAAUGUGAAGCUCAUUUUCAGUCACGGUAUCGACCUUGACGUGCUGCCGAAAGGUGCUGGCAAAGGGGAGGCUCUAGCCUUCCUUUUGCAGAAGAUGAGAAGGGAAGGUUCGGCGCCACAAGAGACCUUGGUUUGUGGAGACUCUGGAAAUGACAUCGAACUUUUUGAAGUGGAAGGCGUGAAUGGAGUCAUCGUUGGAGGGGCUAUGGAGGAGCUAAGGCAAUGGUAUGAUAUCAAUGGAAAACAUAGCAGCAGAUUACAUCUCGCGAAGGAGCGGUGUGCUAGUGGGAUAGUGGAAGCUAUAGGAGAACUCUCAUUAGGUCCACAUUUGUCACCUUUUGACAGAAUGAACUCAAAUGGGAUACAACCUGCUGUUAAAGCAUCUGAGAAAGGGCAGCUAACGCCCUCCGGUGUUGCUCAAAGGGAGGUUGUUGAAUUUAAUACAUUUUUCACGAAAUGGAUGAACGGUGAAGUGCCUAACAAUCCAGAAUCAUUUCAGCGGCUGACGAGUGUGAUAGCUUCGGGUUCUACAAUGGUGUAUCCUUGGGGGGUGGAGCAAAGCCUCCUACAAUCUGUUACAUCUGCUCAGUCUAAGCAUGGCCUCACAAAAGACAAAAAGAUUCGUGUAUGGAUAGACUGCAUUCAGGAGCAAGAGCUUGCGAAUGGAGUGUUAAUGGUUACUUGGCACUCGUGGCAGAUGUCAGAAGGAUGGUGUUUGGCAGGCACUGAGCGAAAGGGCUAUUUCGCAACGGCUAUACUCAGGGAGAAGGAAGGGACGCCUAAUGGAGUCGAAUGGCUGCGAGUUCACGAAACUCCGAGGAAAUCUUAAAUGACAUCAAUUUUCCCUCCAUCACCCAUUAUUUCAGUAUUCUACGCAGUUCAGAGCUCCAUCUUUCAAUAAUACCAUGCUAAUUGUUGAACUAGUUUUGACUGACGUUUUGGCAAUUUAGAUUAGGUUCUGUGGCACUCGAGGAACCACAAGGCACUCCAGAAAGAGCAAGUCCGAGAGAUCAUUUGCUGUCGAGCUACGAUAAUUCAUGAAAAGAAGUGGGUCCUCAAAUAAAGCACGUAAUUGUUUUGGGUGUACUAGGAAUUUGAAGGAAAGAAAAAAAAGUUAAGGUUAGAAUGAUGGAGAUUUAGUAAAAUCUUUGGUUGAAACCUUGUUAUUUUCCCCUUAACUCAACAGUCAAAUUCAUUACAUAGUGUUCAUUUGUAUUUAGAAAGUAGAUUUAUAUGUGAUUUAAAAUAUUGGGCAUUAUAUUCUGUUUAAAAUAUAUAGUUCAAUCUUUUUGAA